Molecule: messenger RNA, 723 nt
Organism: Dioscorea cayenensis subsp. rotundata (Guinea yam)
Lineage: Eukaryota; Viridiplantae; Streptophyta; Magnoliopsida; Dioscoreales; Dioscoreaceae
Product: 60S ribosomal protein L21-1-like
Exons: 2
Coding region: 66-560 (164 amino acids)
Biological process (GO): translation
Cellular component (GO): ribosome; cytosolic large ribosomal subunit
Molecular function (GO): structural constituent of ribosome
Source: RefSeq, a predicted model, not a curated record
AUUUGCUAGGGUUUCUCACCCACUGCUCGCUUUUGCUUCUCGUUCUCUCUCAAGCGGCGGAGGAGAUGCCGGCGGGCCAUGGAGUCCGGUCGAGGACUAGGGACCUCUUCGCCAGGCCAUUCAGGAAGAAGGGGUACAUCCCCUUGACGACCUAUCUCCGGACCUACAAGAUCGGCGACUUUGUGGAUAUCAAGGUGAACGGCGCUGUCCACAAGGGUAUGCCUCACAAGUUCUAUCAUGGACGCACUGGCAAGGUCUGGAAUGUCACCAAGCGUGCCAUCGGCGUUGAGGUUAACAAGCAGGUAGGUAACAGGAUCAUAAGGAAGAGGAUCCAUGUCCGUGUUGAGCAUGUGCUGCCUUCCAGAUGUACUGAAGAAUUCCGCGAGAGGAAGAAAAAGAAUGAUCAGUUGAAGGCUGAGGCAAAAAGUCGUGGUGAGAAAAUAAGCACCAAGCGCCAACCAGAGGGUCCGAAGCCCGGUUUCAUGGUCGAAGGGGCGACACUGGAGACCGUCACGCCCAUUCCUUAUGAUGUCGUCAAUGAUCUCAAAGGCGGUUACUAAGUUCAAAAUACUUUUAAUGUAGCAAUGGAUUCUCUAUUUGAGCUUUUAUGAUGUUUAUGAGUGUUCUUUGCAGCCAAUUUUGAUUAGCAGACUUGGUUUUGUAUGUUUUUUUUUUUCCGACUUUUUGAUUAUGAGAUGACAAUCCACUAUUUCUUGUGCUAAA